Molecule: messenger RNA, 2581 nt
Organism: Wasmannia auropunctata (little fire ant)
Lineage: Eukaryota; Metazoa; Arthropoda; Insecta; Hymenoptera; Formicidae
Gene: Tip60
Product: histone acetyltransferase Tip60
Exons: 5
Coding region: 95-1456 (453 amino acids)
Biological process (GO): regulation of DNA-templated transcription
Molecular function (GO): histone acetyltransferase activity
Source: RefSeq, a predicted model, not a curated record
GAGUGGCGCUCGCAUCAGUGCUGUGAAAGCUUCAAAACAAAAUCGUGUUUGGUGACGGAGAAUUGACGGAGAUUUAAUCGAAUUUUAGACUGAAAUGAUCGAGGAACACGACGAACGCGAGACGAUAUGCGAUUCAGUGAAUUCACUGGUGGAGGGCUGCCGUUUGCCGGUCAGGAUGCACGGCACGGACGACUGGCCACUUGCUGAAAUCAUCAGCGUUAAGGAAGUACAAGGCAUUAAGUGCUAUUACGUUCACUAUGUGGACUUUAACAAACGAUUAGAUGAAUGGGUUAUGGAAGAUUCCCUGGACACUAGAAAAGUCCAGUAUCCUCGUCGUGAAGGAACAACACCGGGGACUGGUGCGGCGACCCCAAAGAAACAGGCCGUUAGUAGACCACCUAGUCCCUGUAGCGUUAGCAAUGAGCCAGUUAACGGUAACGCCGUUCUACAAGCGGCGCUGCAAAAGAAAAUGUCUAGAAAGAGAAAGGCGACCUUUCUGGAAAACGAGGAUUCCCAAGAUGCCCCGCCGCAAACGCCCGGUCCCAGACCCACUGGCUCCCUAGUGGCUCAUCACCACGACGAUGUAGUCACGAGAAUGAAAAACGUAGAACUAAUUGAAUUAGGCCGUCAUAGAAUAAAACCUUGGUAUUUUAGCCCGUAUCCGCAAGAGAUGGUAAACUUAAGUUGUAUAUACAUCUGCGAGUUCUGCCUAAAGUAUAGGAAAAGUCGAAAGUGCUUAGAGAGGCAUUUAGCAAAGUGCAAUUUACGUCAUCCGCCUGGAAACGAAAUAUAUAGGAAGGGACCCACGUCGUUCUUCGAAAUUGACGGCCGCAAGAACAAGAAUUACGCGCAAAAUCUUUGUCUGCUGGCAAAGCUAUUCCUAGAUCACAAGACCCUUUACUACGACACAGAUCCUUUCUUGUUCUACGUAAUGACGGAUUUCGAUAGCAAAGGAUUUCACAUAGUUGGUUAUUUUUCGAAGGAAAAGGAAUCGACGGAGGAUCACAAUGUAGCAUGCAUUCUUACACUGCCACCAUAUCAGAGGAAAGGUUACGGUAAACUCCUGAUAGAAUUUUCGUACGAGCUGUCAAAAUUCGAAGGAAAGACCGGCUCCCCCGAAAAACCGCUGUCCGACCUGGGUUUGCUUUCGUAUCGAAGUUACUGGGCUCACACGAUACUCGACAUCCUGCUGACCGUAAAACCCGUGGUAGAGAACGAGAAACCGCAGAUAACGAUAAGCGAGAUCUCCGAAUUGACGUCGAUCAAGAAAGAGGACGUAAUAUCGACUCUGCAAAACCUGAAUCUCAUUAACUAUUACAAGGGACAAUAUAUUGUAACAUUAAAUAGGGAAAUUAUCGAACAACACACAACUGCGAUGGAAAAGCGGCAGAACAGGAUAGAUCCUAAGUGUCUGCAUUGGACACCGAAAGACUGGAGUGUUAGGGCCAAAUGGUGAACAUAGCUCGAGCUGACAAUAAAACGAUACUGAUUUGUCUUGAAAUUAUUUUUCAGACAUUCUGAAAGCGAGUGCGGUGUUAACAGAUGUACAAAAAUUGUACAUAUAUAUAUAUAUGUUAAUUUGCGACCUUGAUGGUUUAGCGUUUUAAUAAGACUGUAUCCGGCGUUACGUACGCUUAUUGCAAUGCUUUAGGAACUUGUCGACACACGCAGAUCUCAGUUAUAAUAGGGCUAAGAUCGUAUUGCGCGAGUGCUCGCGAAUUUUACCUGACAAAAUAUAUUUGCUGUAACAAACAUAUAUAUAUACCUUAAAAAUGCAAUGUUUUAAUAUGAUGAUUAGAAUUUUUUUAAAGAUUCACAAACGGCUGUCAUUGUACAGUGGUCAAAUUUGUACAGAUAACCUAUCGCUCUUGUAGAAUUGUAAAUAAAUGUGAUUUUAUAACAUACUUACAAUUCUCCCUCAUAACUCAAACUCAUUUAAAUUUUAUAGAGGACUGUUUGUAUAGAUCCAAUCAACAGAUAUUGCUAUUUGUAAUUCGAUUUUUUUUUAGCGUACAAAGAUCAGUGAAGAUACACCUCAUGUGUAUAUGUAAAUAUGUACACAUCUUUUUUAUACGCUGUAAUUUAUUGUACAUUUUCUUGACGUAGUAGAGAUGGCUUAGAUAGUUACGAAUUAUUAUGAAUUAUAUAAGUACAUAACGCAUUGAUGUAUUUAUGAAUAUUCAUGCAAGAUAUAGAGAUUGUAUAAAACAACUUUAUUUUAAAAACUAUUUCUACUAAAACUAUUCACUUUGAACACAUUUUUGGGCGGAAACAUUUUUAAAUUGGCACAAUGUAUAAAUUAAUGUUAAACAAAAGUAAAUAAUCCGAAAUUGUAAUAAUGAAUGUAAAUAAUCUUCUAAAUUCCUUAUAAUUAAGGUUAUUGAAUGCCGUCCGGUAUUUAUUUUUUUUUUCAUUAGUGACUAUUAUGAACCAAAAAUUGAAUUUUAUAUGUUUUACAAGUAAUGUAGUAUUAUGAAUUUGUAGAUCAUGAAUGCUCUCCGUGUAGAUUGAUACUGAUUUUUGUUCUGUAACAGAGAAACAUAGUUACCAGUAUAAAAUAAAUUUCAGCUCAAUUUGCCAA